AUGGGUCUCUCUCUGGUUUGUGAAAAUGAUACUACUUCAACUGAAUCUAUCCCUUCAACACUGCCAUUGGUAGACCGUAAAGAUGGUAGUAUCAAUAUAGAGCAGCAUGAGGUUUUAUCACGCGGAUUUAUUGACAUUUCAACGUCUACAAUGACACCAGAACAACUCUCUAUUAGAAACAAAUCCAAAUGGUUCAAAAUUAAAAGAUUCUUUUGGGACGGAGCUGAUAAACAUCCUAAAGAACAAAAAUAUCUUUUUAAACUAGAUUUUUUCUUAUUAACGUCGUCUUGUCUUGGUUACUUUAUCAAAAAUUUGAAUCAAUCCAAUGUUACUACCGCUUACGUUAAUGGAAUGGACGAAUACUAUAAUAUGAACCACAAUCAAUAUAACUAUCUCAUUACCUUAUUUACUGUUGGUUAUAUUAUCGGUCAGAUUCCAUCAAAUUUAAUCUUGCAUAGAAUUUCUGCUCGGUACUACUUGGGUGGCUUGCAAAUAGUCUGGCUGGUUUUGACUCUUUUGAUGAUCACUGUUCCUCCAUCAAACAUAAGAGGUUUAUACGCUUUACGUUUCUUUUUGGGGUUGCUAGAGUCGGGUUAUUUCCCAGCUUUAGAGUACUUGUUAGGAUCAAAUUAUGGUACAACAGAGUUACUGAAAAGGUCUUCAUAUUUUGCAAUCAGUAGCGGUAUUGCUGGUAUUCUUAGUCCCUUGCUACAGGAAGCAAUCAUAAGAAGAUUUAAACAUUCAUCCUUGCCGCCUUUCAAAUGGAUGUUUGUUUUUGACACAAUUAUCAGUUUUCCAAUUGGUAUUUACACAAUGCUUGUUGACCCAAAUACGCCACUGACCACUGAUGCUUUCUAUUUUACAGAUGAAGACAAGUUGGUUGGGUUGGAAAGAAGAAGAUUGUUAGGAGCUGAACUAAACACAAAGAGUCCAUUCACCAGGAAAAAGAUAAAGACAUUCUUCAACACUUGGCAUAUUUACCUUUUCCCUUUGGUCUUUUUAGCUUAUAAUAACACGGCAACAGCGAUAAACCAGCCUACUUUCCAAGGGUUCAUCAAGAUAUAUCUCAAAAAGCCUUCGAGUGUUUAUAACACGUGGCCAAGUAUUUUAAGUGCUUUGAGUAUAGUUGUAACACUUGUUUUUGCGUAUGUAAACGAUAUUCUAGGUGGUAGGAAGAAUGUUUGGUUUGUUAGCGCAUACUUUAUAUGUUUGAUAAUUGGUUGUGCUUUACUAGCAAAAUGGACAAUUCCCAUAGGAUUACACUGGUUCUGUUAUUUCUUAAUCGGUAUACCAACAAUGUGGGGCCAGCCUUUUAUUUUCUCGUGGGUCAAUAGGUUACUAUUUGCAGAUGAUAUGAAGAGAAACUUUGUUGUUGUUGUUACAAAUACUUUGGCUUAUGUCACUGGAGCCUGGGUACCAAUAUUGGUCUGGAACACCAAAGAUAAGCCAGAGUACUUUAUUGGAUUUACGUACACGGCAACUUUGGCAGCUGUUGGAUUGAUUCUAACGGGAGGUGUAUACUGGUUGAGCGAACGUGAUGAAAGAAGACAGUCACUGAAGAAGGAAGAGUCAUCCAGUAUUGAGACAAUAUUGUAA
Lodderomyces oxycetoniae is the source of this 1596-nucleotide messenger RNA. RefSeq lists its product as uncharacterized. The transcript has a single exon. Lineage: Eukaryota; Fungi; Ascomycota; Pichiomycetes; Serinales; Debaryomycetaceae. Gene Ontology annotation, cellular component: membrane. Bases 1 to 1596 code for a protein of 531 amino acids. The record is from RefSeq and is a predicted model, not a curated record. Gene Ontology annotation, molecular function: transmembrane transporter activity. Gene Ontology annotation, biological process: transmembrane transport.